UUGCGAAUUUAUCUCCAUCUUCUACAACGAGUGCUUCGCUCAUUCCUUAAUUGAUUCAUCUUUGUAAAAAUCGCAUGCGUUGUGCUUCCUUCUCGAGUUUCAGUUUGUCUCUUGAGGACGCACUUCAUCUUCUCCAACGUUUCUUAAAAUCCUCAAACCAGGUUAAGCAGAUUCACAGCGUCCUCUUUACCAGCAACGCAUUGGUCGCUUCAAGAUGGAAGACGAAACACGUCUACAACACUCUCAUUCGAUCCUAUCUCACUACAGAACACUACAAGACUUCUCUGGCUCUCUUCAACCAUAUGCUUGCAAACCGAGUCCAACCAAUCAAUCUCACUUUCCCUUCUCUGAUAAAAGCAGCUUGCUCUUCCUUCUCUGUUUCCUAUGGUGUUGCCUUACAUGGCCAAGCUCUUAAACGGGGUGUUCUAUGGGACCCAUUUGUUCAGACUUCUUUUGUUCGAUUCUAUGGUGAAGUUGGUGAUUUGAGAAGCUCGAGGAAGAUGUUUGAUGAAAUUGUACACCCUUGUGUUACAGCUUGCAACUGUAUGCUUGAUGCCUGUGGAAGAAACGGAGAGAUGGAUUCUGCUUUCCAGUUGUUUCAGAGAAUGCCUGUAACUAAUGUGAUCUCUUGGACGACCGUAAUCAGCGGGUUUGGUAAGAACGGGUUACACACCAAAGCUGUAAUGCUUUUCGGUGAGAUGAUAGAGAACGAGCGUGUGGUACGAAUAACACCGAAUGAGGCUACCUUCGUUUGUGUACUUUCUUCGUGUGCUAAUUUGGAUCACGGAGGUGUUCAAUUGGGGAAGCAGAUUCAUGGAUAUGUUCUGAGGAAAGAGAUCAUCCUCACUACUACUUUGGGUACUGCUUUGCUCGAUAUGUAUGGAAAAGCCGGUCAUUUGGGUAUGGCUUUGACUACUUUUUAUCAAAUUCGUGAUAAAAAGGUUUGUGCUUGGAAUGCGAUAAUAUCAGCUCUUGCUUCCAAUGGUAAGCCUAAGAAAGCGCUAGAGAUGUUUGAGAUGAUGAAAUCGAAGAAUGUGCAUCCGAAUGGGAUCACUUUACUUGCAGUACUCACGGCUUGUGCUCGAUCUAAACUUGUGGACUUAGGUAUCCAGCUGUUCACUUCCGUAUGUAGUGAGUACAAGAUCACUCCAACACCAGAGCAUUACGGUUGCAUGGUUGAUCUCAUUGGCAGAGCUGGAUUAUUGGUUGAUGCAGUUAACUUUAUAAAGAAUUUGCCAUUCGAGCCCGAUGCUUCUGUUCUCGGAGCUCUUUUUAGCGCUUGCAAGAUUCAUGAGGAUGUUGAAUUAGGAAACAAAGUAGGCAAAACGCUUAUUGAAUUGCAACCUCAACACUGUGGCCAGUACGUGGCAUUGUCAACGUUAAAUGCUCUGGAUAGCAAUUGGGAAGAAGCAGAACAGAUGAGGAAAGCUAUGAUAGAAGCUGGAAUUCGGAAAAUCCCUGCUUAUACCAUACUGUCUUAAGGCUUGAGAAGUGAGAAUAGAUUGUUUCAGGCAAGAGUAACUAUGUAGUCUCUGUUCUUUUCUACUAUAUUCAUUUCAGUUCAUGUUGUGUCAGUAAAAUUGAUCUAAAUUGGUUAGGAUUUGCAAUAUUCUCUCAUGCGUUGAAAAACUGGAGAAAGCAAGAG
This is a messenger RNA of Eutrema salsugineum, 1645 nucleotides long. Its product is annotated as putative pentatricopeptide repeat-containing protein At1g10330. The record is from RefSeq and is a predicted model, not a curated record. The transcript is spliced from 2 exons. Gene Ontology annotation, molecular function: RNA binding; protein binding. Bases 75 to 1481 code for a protein of 468 amino acids. Gene Ontology annotation, biological process: RNA modification. Lineage: Eukaryota; Viridiplantae; Streptophyta; Magnoliopsida; Brassicales; Brassicaceae.